Fragaria vesca subsp. vesca is the source of this 609-nucleotide messenger RNA. RefSeq lists its product as uncharacterized. The record is from RefSeq and is a predicted model, not a curated record. The coding region runs from base 1 to 327 and encodes 108 amino acids. The transcript is spliced from 3 exons. Lineage: Eukaryota; Viridiplantae; Streptophyta; Magnoliopsida; Rosales; Rosaceae.
AUGGUUAAUAAGUCUGAUCGAUUUGCUUCAGCCCUUUUUCUCCUUCUCUCUAAUGUCGAUGUCACCCACCAAAUUGAACUCUUCCUGUUCGUCCUUCCUUCCACAACCUAUCGGAGUCGUUCUCCGAUUCGGUGGCUAAGAAGCGCAAAUCGGCCUGAGAGGAGGACACUUAUAGACAACGAGCUUUGGCGAGGGCCUUCACAUCGGAGACGAAGACUGCCGGUUUCGUCUCAACACUUUCUUGUUAAACGAUGUAAGGUAAAGCGCUUUGAGUCUGCCACUCCUGGUUUCUUGUCUCCGGUAAUCGAAGAUUCAGACGCGAGUUGACUGUAUAUCUGCAAGCUGUAUUGUUUUCCUCGUGGAAAACAGUUCGCAUCACAUGAAACUGCUUGUGGACAGGGUUUGGAAAUGUGUUGUAUGAAAAUCUUAGAAGAAUUGCAAGUCCGUUGCUAAAUACAAAGUUUCCCUAAUUGAGUGUUGUUUAAAUUGUAUACAUAUUGUCACUCAAUUGUUACUCUGUAAUGUGCACAGUUUUCAUUUGCAUGUAUGAUGUUAAAUGUUAAUGAAAGGUUUAUGUUGUUAUAAUUGAUCAAAUAACUCCUUUAUAUG